CAACGUAACAUCGAAUUAACAUGGCGCAGGGAAGCUAUUUUGAUAUUGAAUCAAAAUGUGGGAUUUGUUUGUCUCCGUACACAGAACCGCGGCUAUUGGAAUGUUUCCAUACUUUUUGCACACCGUGUCUCGAAAAACUGGAUGUGAAUGAUGAUAAUGUGACGUGUCCGUUAUGUAGGGCACAAAUAGCUCUUCCAGACAAUGGGGUAAGUGGUUUAAAAACUUAUCCUUUCUACGUUGAACCAUCUCACAGAGACAAUGAAUUAAUGGACAUUUGCGAAUUAUGUUCGGAAGAGAAUUAUGUUGUAGCUAAAUGUCUAGAUUGUAAAAUAGAUUUAUGCUUGGACUGUCGCGACUACCACAAGAAACUAAAGGCGUCCCAGAAUCACUCACUUGAGAACUUGAAAUUAGAUGAAUUGAAACAACACCAUGAAAAUCCAAUAAACGAAUGCAAUGAACAUAGAAAAGAGAUUACUUUAUUUUGCGUACCUUGUAAUAUCUUUUUGUGUAGUGAGUGUUCCGAAAAAGCACAUCGUUUGCACAAGGUUCAGAACCUAUCACAGUUAGUUCAGACUAGAAAGAAAAUGUUACUGGCCAGAACAGCGGGCUUGAAAUCAAGAAUAUCGGUUAUCGGAAACACUGCAGAAAGAGUCAAACAAGAAGAAAACUAUUAUUACAAAACAUGCAGCAUAGUAAAAAAAGAUAUAUUAGCACACGCUACAAGCAUUAAAGAGGUAUUUUGUAACACCGUCGAUAUAUUGGCGAAUAAACAAUUAGCUACAAUCGACAACACUAAAAAAAUCGAUAUCAAAGUGAUUGACACGUACUUGAUUGAGAUAGAAACAGAACAAUUGUCAUUGGCUGGUCUCAUCAAGACAACGGAGGAUUUCAUUGCUAGGUCUACAGACAAAGAGUUAACGGUUGAUGCAUUUAUUAUCGGUGGUCAUCUUGACAAAGUCCUGAGCAAAAAUCUGAAUCCAUUGGGUUUGCAUGUGCAGAAAUAUGAAUGUGAGGAAUUCCCUGAAGCUACCGUAGAAAAUUUGCUUGGAAAGAUUAAUGCUUCAAAGGUAAAUGUUAUUACACCUUUAUAUACACAAUUGCCUAUUCCUGAACUGUUUCCUAAAGUAGAAAAGGCACAUAGCUUUCAACUUUAUGGUUGUUUAAUCAAAGAUAUUGUUGCCGCAAGUAACGGCAAUGCGUGGAUAUUCAAGGGGAAUUUGGCCUGCCUGGUUAGUGAAGAUGGAACUGUGCGUUCUACUUAUGCACCACCGGAGGAAAGCAGAAGAAUGCUUAGAAAGUCUGCAGAGGAGAUAUGGUUGUGGACUGGACAGUCGGCAGUGAAGAAAGUAAAUUCACAAUUUCAAGAAGGGUAUAAAGUUUCAUUUAAUAACGGAUCGGUCGGUUGUUUCAUUCAAAAUGGGAAUUUGCUUGUGUAUAAUAAAGAGGAAAAAGUAUUCUGUGAAGUAUCCGAAAAAGGUAGUGUUCAAAACAAAAUAAAAAUCACAGAUCCAAAAAAUAAACUUCAGAAUACUAACAUUUUAACUAGUACGGAUAUCUUGAUGGCAGAAACUAGGAACUGCAAUCUUGUUAUUUCAACGCGGAAAAAUAAAACUGUUGUAAUAACAAAUAAACAUGGAAGCAUUCUUGAGACAUUUAAACGAUCAAAUGCAAAAUUCCAAAGUAUAGCUGUGGAUAAUUACGGAAAUAUUUUAGUAUCUGAUUGCAACAACGGGUUAAUCGAUAUUUUAUCGGAAAAUGGAAUGUUUCAAAGAAACUUGUUGAAAACUAGAUCUCAUUUUAUUAGUAUUGAUGAGUGUGGCUUUUUGUGGGCGUGUCAUGAGAAUGGUUUUAACACUAUUGAAACCGAUAUAUAUUCGUACCAAUAAAAGUGUCCUUUCUUGAUUCCGUCUUUUAGGUCAUCGUAACAUUUUUAAAAAUUAAAUGGGUACCUAAGCAACUUCAGAAAUGUAUAACAAAACAUCAGAACACGACAGAUGACGGUAACACUAACAAAGAAUAUAUGAACUAAAAGAGAAUUAUAAGGUAAUCUGAAAUUAAACACGACAUCAUCUUAUAAUGAAAAGAACUGAAUUGGGUAUUCCGAAAAAGGAAAGUAUGCCUUCGUAUUAUCGUGAAGUAAUAUCAAAGCUUUAAACCCGCAAGUAUCGUUGGUAAUAUGAUUUCUGCUCUUUGUAGCUUUUGUAGGAUAGACGUUUUAUUAUAACAUGCAGUUAUUUAAGAUAGAGUACUUCGUAUUACAUCGUUUCUUUAUAUAUGCGAAUACAUGGUCAGUUUGGAUACCAACAGUCAAGCCGUACGGACGCCGUUGAUUUACAGUGACAUUCUUCGAAUUGAAUAUAGAACAUUUGUUUAGAAUUACCAUUUGUUUUAUUUUAUUGGAAUAUUUUCCGUUUAACUUUUAUUGUAAUUCCUUUGCACUAUUGAGGAAAUUAUACAUAAACUACAAUCUAACUGCAA
Molecule: messenger RNA, 2478 nt
Organism: Mytilus californianus (California mussel)
Lineage: Eukaryota; Metazoa; Mollusca; Bivalvia; Mytilida; Mytilidae
Product: tripartite motif-containing protein 2-like
Exons: 1
Coding region: 21-1886 (621 amino acids)
Biological process (GO): positive regulation of DNA-templated transcription
Cellular component (GO): chromatin; nucleoplasm
Molecular function (GO): zinc ion binding; ubiquitin-protein transferase activity
Source: RefSeq, a predicted model, not a curated record